UCAGAAUUGAUAAUAAAAAAUUGGGUCUCGUUACUCAUCAUACAGGGAGUCUUGAUAGAGAAACGAUUGGAAAAAAUGUGUUGACGAAUUCUUUUUGCACGAAAAAUUGCAAUUUUACCUUAAAUUUAAAGUAAAUCGUACAUUUUCAUUCGAUAUGACCUGCAAACGAAGAAACGGUGGCCGUUCUAAACACGGAAGAGGUCACGUUCAACCGGUCAGAUGUACAAACUGUGCUCGUUGCGUACCGAAAGAUAAAGCUAUCAAGAAAUUCGUCAUCCGUAAUAUCGUAGAAGCGGCCGCUGUCAGAGAUAUCACCGAUGCUAGUGUCUAUGAAUCUUACACCUUACCGAAAUUAUACGCUAAGCUUCACUACUGUGUAUCCUGUGCUAUUCACUCUAAAGUAGUUCGUAAUCGUUCGAAGAAGGACCGUAGAAUUCGUACUCCUCCGAUGAGGAAUUUCCCUCGUAACGAUGCAGCUCGUCAAGGAGGACAACAGCAGAGAAAAUAAAAUAAGAUCGCCGUUACUUUUUAUACUAAGGUUGAAUAUUAAAAUUUGAACUUUUA
Messenger RNA from Planococcus citri (citrus mealybug), 564 nucleotides. Its product is annotated as small ribosomal subunit protein eS26-like. Gene Ontology annotation, biological process: translation. Gene Ontology annotation, molecular function: mRNA binding; structural constituent of ribosome. Gene Ontology annotation, cellular component: ribosome; cytosolic small ribosomal subunit. Bases 155 to 508 code for a protein of 117 amino acids. NCBI's taxonomy places the organism in Eukaryota, Metazoa, Arthropoda, Insecta, Hemiptera, Pseudococcidae. The transcript has 4 exons. The record is from RefSeq and is a predicted model, not a curated record.